AUGUCACUCAAAGAAUCUUGGGCUCAAGAGAUAUUCCAACGUCUCGUUGAUGGUCAAAGACAAGAAGUCAUGUAUAAUGUAUUGGAUGACGCUGAAUGGAUAUUCGUUAAUCCUUAUAUCAAAUCGACUAUUCUCUCAGAUACUUAUCAUGGCCCCACAGAAUACUGGACAAAGGCGGAGCCGAUAUACCGACAGAUUUUCCGAGCGCCUAUGAAAUUCACUUUAAGACGAUUAUCUGUAGUUGGUAACCUUGCUUUUGGUGAAUUAAAAGGUGAAACAGUCGGAAAGAAAGAUAAUGAGAAAUACAUUAUGCCGCAAGUAUCUGUAUGUUUGGUCCUCGAAUUCAAUCCUACUAACGAAGAAGAAGAUGGAGGCAAACCUAGAUGCAAAGGUGUGACUGAGUAUUUGGAUUCUGCUUUGCUUCAGAAAUUUAUGGAUAACAACCUCUGA
Molecule: messenger RNA, 450 nt
Organism: Kwoniella shivajii
Lineage: Eukaryota; Fungi; Basidiomycota; Tremellomycetes; Tremellales; Cryptococcaceae
Exons: 3
Coding region: 1-450 (149 amino acids)
Source: RefSeq, a predicted model, not a curated record